Tilletiaria anomala UBC 951 is the source of this 2510-nucleotide messenger RNA. Its product is annotated as glycoside hydrolase family 16 protein. NCBI's taxonomy places the organism in Eukaryota, Fungi, Basidiomycota, Exobasidiomycetes, Georgefischeriales, Tilletiariaceae. Gene Ontology annotation, molecular function: hydrolase activity, hydrolyzing O-glycosyl compounds; chitin binding; glycosyltransferase activity. Gene Ontology annotation, biological process: carbohydrate metabolic process; fungal-type cell wall organization. The record is from RefSeq and is a predicted model, not a curated record. Gene Ontology annotation, cellular component: fungal-type cell wall. The transcript is spliced from 2 exons. The coding region runs from base 368 to 2347 and encodes 659 amino acids.
GAUUGCCUGUAAAAGGAAAGUGAUGUGGCGAACUCAACGUCCUCGCAAGCAUAUUGAGUCCUUUUCCACCUGCUUCCAGGCCGUCGAUUCUGAAACGUGGUUGACGACGCUGUCGCGUCCGAUCCAGCUGCCAUCCAUCUUUGUUAGCCAAGGCACGCCUGACCAUGCCCAUGCCCCCGGUCCGCGUUCGCCCACGAAUGGUGGACUGUCUGCCAUCGCUGACCCAUCCUAGGUGACCCUGACCCUAAACCGCGUGCGAAAAGUCGACCGCGCUCGCCGACCUGGACGUGGCCAAUUUUCUCACCUUUCUCCAGUGACGCUUCUCUCGCUCGCCUUGCGACGUCUCGGCGUGGGGAAUAGUAGCACCAUGACCGUCUCAAGGUCCUCAUGUUGUCGGCGUGCAUGGGUCGCCCUGUGCCUCCUUGUAGCGUCGUAUGUCGGAUCUGCUGUCGCGCAGACCAUCUCAUGCUCCAGCGCUUCUCAGUGCCCAUCGAGCGCGCCAUGCUGCAGCUCAGGUGGCCAAUGUGGAAACGGAGCACAGUUCUGCAGCGGAGGCUGCAAUCCUCUGUCCUCGCACUCUCCCACCUCGUGCAACCCUGCGCCCGUGUGCCAGACACAGAAUAUCACGCUCCGGCCGGCGGACUUUAACAAUUCGAAUAUCUUUAUGCCAAUUCUAUCGUACAAUGGCACCGCGUCCACACCAUUCACGCUUGAAUAUGGCAGCCUCGGCGCCGGCUCGGAAGGUGUCAUCCUCCAACUGACCAACAGAACGCAAGGUAUGCUGUCCACUACCCAAUACAUGCUCUACGGCGAUGUCGAAGCCACCAUUCGCCACAAUGCGCAGGCAGGUAUCGUCGCAGCUUUCAUCUUUAUGAGCGAUGUCAAAGACGAGAUCGAUUGGGAAUUCACGACCGCCAACGAGCAGGACACACAGACGAACACGUAUGCGCUCGGAGAUUACAACACAAAGCAGCCGCAGACGCUCAACCAGAGUGGCACCUUCUCGGUGGGCGAUUGGCACACGUACGGCGUCAACUGGCAGCCUGACUACAUCCAGUGGAAGAUUGACGGAAAUGUCGUGCGUACCUUGUACGCCAAUUCGACCCACGGGAACUUCCCGCAGACGCCUUCACGCCUGCAAUUGUCGAUCUGGGCCGGCGGAAGCUCGCAGAACGACAAAGGCACGAUCGCAUGGAGCGGUGGUGCGAUCGACUGGGGUACGCAGGAGUAUCAGCAGAAUGGCUACUAUUCGCACGAAAUCAAGAAUUUCUACAUGGGCUGCGCUCCGCAGAACACAGGGAAUAUUGCCACAACGGGAAGCGGACAAGGCGUGACGAGCUAUGUCUACACUGGGCAGAACAUCACAGGCACGAACCGCCCGGAGUUUCAAAUGUCCACCAACCCCAUAUCUGCCAUCUCCAACCCGAGUGCUGGUGGCGUGGCGGGCGUUCCCGGCUACGCCGGGACAGAGACCCCAAAGGUCACGAAUGGCAACAGUUGGGAUGGAAGCGGAAAGUCGAUGGCAGACACUGUUCGCGCCGCCAGUGGUGCCACGACGAGCAAGCAAGCCGUGGAUGAUGGCUCAGGCAGUAAUGCAGACGAUAGCUCGCCGCUAAACCCGCACGACGCGCUCAAGUACGGCGUCCCCAUCGUCGCGUCCGUGAUUGGCGCCAUCGUCAUCUGGGGCAUCGCGCUGGCCUUCUGGCGUCGCUCGCGCAACAAGAGGAUCGCAGCGCAGUCCCAAAGCGGCAUCUCUGGUGGCAUGCUCGGUCCGGCGGGGGCUUCCUACUCCAGCAUUGGCGCUCUGGGCACCUCGGCUGGGAAGUACUCCGCCUUGCCGCGGCAGGACAUGGACGAUGAUGUUGUGCCGCUGGGCGCUGAGCGUAAGGGGUUCGGCUAUGGGCCUGCUGCCGGGCCGUCGCCUGCGCCUGGUAUGAGGAACGUCGGGCGAGGUGUCCCGAUUGCAGGCGUAGACGUUGCCGCAGGAGGUUCGUCGGGUUUCAAGUUCGUUAACAACGCCAUGUCGCCGCGGCAGUCGACCGAGUCGUACGCGCUGGGUUCGUUCGCCAGCACACCAAGGGCAAGUCACUCCGUGCCGUCUCAAUACCAGAUGCGUGGGCCUCCCGCCGCGUCAUCUCCGAACAGGGCAGGAGGGCCACUGCCGCCGCAGCAGAUGAUGAUGCAACAUCAAGCAUACGCGCCCUACUCACCAAGCCACACGCCGCACUCGGCCCGUGCGCAUUCACACUACUCCUCGCACUCUCACCAGUCGUCGCUGUCGGGAGGUUACAUCGUUCACUAUGGGAAUCAGCACUCGUAUUCGGAGCCGCGGUACCACGGGUACUGAGCCGGCUCCAUCUACACUUCCAUCCAUAAUCGCCCUUCGGCACAUCUGACAUGUAUGGAUUUUGGACUUCUGGGGCGCUCGUUAGGGGAUUCUCUUGCACAUCAUUUCGUUCGGAUAUUCUUCGUGUAACACAGAUAAGAAUUGCAGUAUCUCCACACAGAAG